Messenger RNA from Aspergillus novofumigatus IBT 16806, 838 nucleotides. RefSeq lists its product as uncharacterized. The transcript has a single exon. NCBI's taxonomy places the organism in Eukaryota, Fungi, Ascomycota, Eurotiomycetes, Eurotiales, Aspergillaceae. Bases 410 to 604 code for a protein of 64 amino acids. The record is from RefSeq and is a predicted model, not a curated record.
UUUCUUUUUUUUUUUUUUUUUUUCCCUUUUCUGUUUUAUUAUUAUUAUUAUUCUGUCAAGUUUCUUUUCCCCCUCCCACCUCAACUUAUUCCCUUGGAUUGGAGCGACGCCCACCCAAGCGAAUGUCUCGAUUACUGCCAUAUCGCAACUAGAUGCCACCAUACUUUGCUGACCCUCUGCACUCGCUGCUCCGGGACUUUCCCGUUCUACAACACAGACCACAAUCAAAUUCACAUGCUGGCUGUACGCGACAUGCAGUUCUCUAGCAAUCGAUUGUGUCACCUUUUGAUUCCUCGGACCUAAUAAAUCAAAGGGAUAGGUUUGGACAACCUGCGACGCUCCAACGAUAUCGGCAGGCAGUGCAGCGAAUUAUAAGACUCGUUGGCUGGCAGCUACUCCGUCCCCGAAGAUGAUCAAACACGCCUUGGCCGUUAGGCGGGGGUCAGCCCCCGGACUUUUCCUUUUCCUCAAAGUUUACUUUGUUCGCCUGUGUCUUGUUUUCAAUACCCCUUUCUUCCAAACCCGCUUCUUUGUGCAAUCCUUCAAGCACUUUGAGUUGAACUUUCGAGAUGAGGAGGGGGCAAUACAAGACGUCAGAAAAUGAACAAAAGCCACGCACCGACAAACUCGAAUAAUGUUUCUCGCUUCUCUCAACUUCCAAUACCUUAUCAGGGUCAAUUAAUUUUCAUUUCGACCAUUGACGCAAAGACCUGCAGCGCACCCCAGACGGUGCAUUGCCAAGCCCAUAUGCUACUGCAUCUACUGAGGACCAGAUGAGGUCCGCGCUUUUCUUUACUAAACGGCAUCUCGCAAUCGGGUCUGCAUAUACCGUCCAGAG